GAUUUGGUCUAGUCCCUAAAUCUAGUAUCUGGUGUUUUGGUUUUCUUAUUAGACAUCGACCUCAUUUCAAGACAACUGUGCAUGGUUUCAAGUUAUUGAUCAAGAACAUAUAAGCUACUGAAAUAAUAUAAAUACGGCAAUUCUGAAGAAUCCUUGUAUGCACAUGAGGUCGUACAGUCAUAACAUUUAACAGUAACAAAACUCCUCACGAUCUCGAAAACUAAGUACAUUAACAAACCAUAAAUUACCUCUUGAUUAGUGCAACUACCGUCCCCCACCGACCAAUCUUGGUUUCCUUCACUAUAUUACUAACUCAUAUGCCAUGUCAGAUGCACGUGCUCCCUCAUAUUUGAUUUCGAUCAACCUUGAUUUCUCCCUAUAAAUACCAACGUACCUCUCCCUUGAAUCGUAUCCAUGAUCAAAUCUGAAAGUACUAAUCACUAUCACUUAUAUUGUUCAAAGCUUUUUGUUACUAUGUAGGUUUUCUCUAUAUUUUUCAUUCGCUAGAAUUGGCACUAUACAAUGGCCGAGAAGCACCAGAAAGAGCAUGAAAGUGAGACUGCCGAUACCGGAUGCGGGAUGUUUGAUUUCUUGAAAAAGAAAGAAAACGACAAGUCCCAGCAGCCUCAAGAGGAUGUUGCCAAGAAAGAUCAUCAUCACCAAUCUCACGAUGCUGACUCUAGCUCGUAGUGACGAGGAAGAAGGGAAUGGAGAGAAGAGAAAGAAGAAGGGGCUCAAGGAUAAGAUCAAGGACAAGAUUUCAGGCAAAAAGGAAGGGGAACAUACUGACGAUGUUCAUGCUACAGAGAAGAAAACUGACAAUCACACUGCAAAUACAGAAGCAGCGAAUUCGGAGGAGAAGGGAUUUUUAGAGAAGAUCAAGGAUAAGCUUCCGGGACAGCAUAAGAAGGCCCAGAAUCAUGGCGCAUCUGCUGACUGUGGUGCAGAAGGCCACAAGUGCCAUGAAGAUGACUCCAAGGAUAAAAGGGAAUAUUUGAAAAGAUUAAGGAGAAGGUGCCUGUUGGCCACAAGGAAGAGGAGAAGACCAAGGAAAACUACUAAACUAGAUUAAUGUCAUCCAUGAGUAUCUUUGUCUAGGCUACUGAUGCAUGUUUCUUUUGUGUUCAUAGAACUAUUUUAUGUUCUAGGAAGAAAAAUGCUUCAUGUGCUUGUAUUAAACCUCUAAGUUAGUUUUUUUCUCAUUACUAAUCUGGUAAUGUAUUUCUACUCUGCUUUAUACAUGUUAGUCAGAUUAAUCAACAUUUAUAUGUUUCGAUAAAACAACAAAAUGUUAUUUGUAACAGCUAUUAUUGUUGGUUGUUUAAUUUAAUUGGUCACAUUUUAUUCAUGAA
Humulus lupulus (European hop) is the source of this 1352-nucleotide messenger RNA. RefSeq names its product dehydrin COR410-like. The record is from RefSeq and is a predicted model, not a curated record. The coding region runs from base 635 to 1072 and encodes 145 amino acids. The transcript is spliced from 2 exons. Gene Ontology annotation, biological process: response to water. NCBI's taxonomy places the organism in Eukaryota, Viridiplantae, Streptophyta, Magnoliopsida, Rosales, Cannabaceae.